UUCCAGAAAGUCUUCCCCCAGAUCUGAAAAGGGAACAGAAGCCUCUUCCAGCUGCCUUUGUCCCCGAAGAAUCUCUAUGUCCAUACUGUCCUGGUCCCACACGACCACAACUUUCAAACCCUAAAGUUGUGACUUCAAAUGCCAUAAUCUAUGGUCUUUAUUCAGUGACAAAAGGUGUUCAAAUAUCUGUGAAAAACUGUUUAGUGUGCAACAUGCAGGUGCGCUUCCAGGAAUAUAAAUCUGGCUUCCACAACUUCAAUAAUAAAGUGCUGUUGAGCAUUCCACUGUGUUCCAUGCUUACUACAGCAGUUAAGCACAAUACUGCAAUCGGCCGUUUCCUUUCAAUGAUGGAGGAUCACCUUGAUGUUCAUCUACAUCACAACACCCUGAGGAAAGCAUUUUUCCAUUUCUCUGCACUGACCGAUUACAAAUAUGAAUUCUGCUGUAACCGCUGUGGACACCAUCCUCCCAUCCUUAUUGCUGAUGCUAACUUGAAAGUUGCCUUCGACCUACCAGUAAACCUGUUGAAAAGGCCACCAGAAGAUAUUCAGCAGACUGAUUUGUCUGUUAACAUUGAAAAGAGAUGGGAAGAUCUUGAGAAAGAACUCAUUGCUGUUGGAUUCUGUGAUGGUACAAAGUCAAAGAAUCCAUUUACUGGUAAAGUUUCCUACUCUGCUUUCGCCCCUUGGAUUGGAGCAUUGAGUAGAGUGGGACCUGUUGUGCCAAAAACAGAAGUCCUAAAAGGGUUUUCAAGACAUCUGUCAGAUUCUGAUGCUAAACCCAAGGGUUCAAUUUCAGAAGACACCUUUCUUCACCUACUUGAAUCCAAGAAGCCACAGAAGUCAGAGCUGGUUUCUGCUUGUUCUGAACUUGGUGUUUCCUCAGAAGGAUCUGUAUCAGAUAUAUUGAAUCGCUUAGAGGAGCUUCUACUAUACAAAGACAUCUAUCCUAAGAUGUUUAUUAAACUUCAAAAAACAGGAGGUGGAGUUCUUCAUGCAAGUUGCAUGCACUCAGUAGUUUACUACUGCUCUCCCCUCUGGUGGCAAGAAUCAGCUAGAGACCACACUGAUGGUCUUCUUAGCUUCAAAAUUCCACCAACGAUAUACAUCUCAGAUGUUGCUGGACGCGUCGCAAGACACACAAACAACCGAACAGCACAGCAGUUUUUUCAGCCUAAUGAUGGAAGGCUAAGUUCGGCAACACCUGAAAAUAUCUCCAAGGCUUCACAAGGAAAAAUCAACAUCAAUUUCUCAUGGGUUAAAUUUUUAACCCAACCAGGAGGCCCUGUACUCUCAACGUCUACGAACCCAAGCCUACAAUCACCACAUCCAGUUACACAAACAGCUGACAGAUUUUCCCUUUAUGAUCGGUUGAUAACUGAUUUCACAAUUUCACAUUACACUUUGUGUUUACAUAGCUCAACAGAAACAAGGUCCAAUGGGAAAGGAGCCUUACCCAUUAGUGGAAAAAAAAAGAGACAGAAGGUCAAGAAAAGAUUAUUAGUUGUUCAGAAAAAGAUGGAAAGCAAAGACACAAGUUCUCUUUGAUGCUGUUUCCAACUGAACCAGAAAACAAUGUAUUCCAUUAUUUUUGGUAGGACGCAAUCAAUAACACUUAAACAACUUAAACAAAUGCAUGUAUUUAUUAUAUUUCCUUUGUUGUCAAAUAAGGACAAACUAC
Paramormyrops kingsleyae is the source of this 1680-nucleotide messenger RNA. The record is from RefSeq and is a predicted model, not a curated record. Lineage: Eukaryota; Metazoa; Chordata; Actinopteri; Osteoglossiformes; Mormyridae.